Molecule: messenger RNA, 2493 nt
Organism: Cyanidioschyzon merolae strain 10D
Lineage: Eukaryota; Rhodophyta; Bangiophyceae; Cyanidiales; Cyanidiaceae
Product: similar to postmeiotic segregation increased 2
Exons: 1
Coding region: 1-2493 (830 amino acids)
Biological process (GO): mismatch repair
Cellular component (GO): MutLalpha complex
Molecular function (GO): ATP-dependent DNA damage sensor activity; ATP hydrolysis activity; ATP binding
Source: RefSeq, a predicted model, not a curated record
AUGCUCCAGACGCUACCGCCUGAAGUGGUGCGCCACCUCACCAGCGCUCCCGUGGUAACAAGUCUAGCCAGUGUUACCAAGGAACUGGUUGAAAAUGCACUGGAUGCAGAGGCAACCCAAAUCAGUGUCUUUCUCUCUGGAUAUGGCCUGGAGUUCAUCGAAGUAAGCGACGAUGGCUGCGGAAUCGCCAAACAGGACCUUGAGCAGCUCGCGCAACUCCACACAACCUCAAAGCUUCGAGCUUUCGCGGAACUAUCGAGCAUAUCUACGUACGGGUUUCGCGGCCAGGCUCUAGCAUCACUGGCUAUGACGGGUCGACUGGAGAUUUCAUCACGACCGCGAGAUCGGGACGCCUCGGCGGUACCUGGCGUCGCUUUUCGUGCUAGGUACCAGGCUGGUAGGCGCAUCUCUGACCUGGAGCCCGAGGCGCGUCCCUAUGGUACGACGGUGCGCGUAUAUGAACUCUUUGCAUCCAUGCCCGUUCGUAGACGGGAGGCAGAGUCUCAGAAAAAACGAGAACUUCAAAAGGCAAUUCAAAUCCUGCAGACGUAUGCGUUAGCGGCGCCCACGGUGCGCUUUUCGGUUCAGUGGACGCCGAAAGGUCGCGAACGUCCAACGCUCUGCCUAGCCACACAGGGCAAAUGCACGCUCCGUUCGUGCUUCAGCCUGUUGUACGGUGCGGAACAGCUCACGAAGCUGGUGGACCUCGCGGUAAUUGUAAAGUGGCCCACACCGCUGCCCGGUGCCUGCACAGAACCUGAACUCCACAUGCGGGGCCUCCUGAGCCGAUGUUACCCAGCAGCAGGGCGCUCUGCCCCAGAUCGACAGAUGUUGCUACUGCAGGCAAAGCGGCCGGUGCAGUGGACCAGAAUGCGCCGAAUGUUGGACUCGGAGUUUCGCCAACGAACGUGCACUUCGCUCUACCCUGUUUACGUGUUGGCCAUCGACCUGCCACCAGAUACCUUCGACGUCAAUGCGAGUCCCGACAAAACCGAGGUCCUCAUUCACGACGAUGCAGCGGUGGUUGCCUCGGUUCGGGAGGCAUUGCGUACAUCAUGGACACAGGUGGCUGACGUCCGCACCAGGGCCCCAUUCUCGGUGCAGACUGGAAAGUGCGCCGAUGCGCGAGCGAAAGCCCCCGACGAUCAUCUGCGAGCUGCUCAACUAGCGAAUCAGCUGGAAUGGUCUGUCACCACAGAACAGAAGCGAGACACUAGUCAGAGGCUUGUCACAGAUGCGAGACCCGCAUGCGUCAAGGAAAGUGCUACAUCGACGCUCGCUGCGUCGGAAACGACGCUGUCGUCGUCAGGGAUGAGCGCGGGAGUUUGCGUCGCCUCGAGAGCUGAAGUAGAGGCUGCGUCCUUCAUCGUCGACCAUGUGAAGCCGCACACAACCGAACAGCCAUUCCGUGAAUCCCUGCAAGCAUCCUCGGCGGCGGUUGCGGCGACGACGGGAGCCCAUGAACAAUGGGAAACAGCUGAGCCACUUGCUCAGCGAUGGACGCAUCACAACGCUGAGGCUGCCUCUAGCGGAACGGAGUCCUCGGGCACGAUUCAUAGAAGCGCGGAUACGAUCCUGAGUGGUGUGAGCGGUGUCAACAGCCACGAGCACGAUCGUGUAGUCGCUCGCGCGUCUGGUGCGUCCAUGGAGCGCUGGCUCGCAGUCCACGUCGUAAUCGAUCCUUUCCAGUGGACGUCAUCUGCGAAUAUCUCUCGCAGCUCAGGUUGCGCCCGCGAUGCCGACUUGCCGCAUGUGGAGCCUAUCAUUCGUGCCCGUGUUGGUGAGCGUUUGCAAUUGGCGUGCCUCUUGGAAGCCAGUACUCCGAAUACGACGGAGGAUUGCGUCACAGAAUCAAGCACUGAGGCAGACCGGGAACUAGAACAGCGAUUUCACAAGCAUUGGUUCGAAGAGAUGCGUAUCAUCGGUCAGUUCAACUGCGGUUUCAUCCUCGCAACCUAUGGUUCCGACCUUUUCAUCAUCGAUCAGCACGCGGCUGACGAAAAGUACAUCUAUGAGUCAUUGGCGAGGGCAUUGCGUCCGCGUACACAGAGCAUGCUCCAGCCACUUUCGAUACCCGCUUCGGCCUCGGAAGAGCUCACGCUCUGGGAACAGCGCGAAAACCUGGCAGCGCUUGGGUUCGAGCUCGAGUUUCGGUGGAGUGCGCCUCCCACGGAGCGUGUCUGGAUGUUGGGAGCUCCCACGGUAUGUCAGACGGUGCUGGAAGCAACCGACUUGCUAGAGAUUGCGCAUCAAGCACCGCUCACUGGUCGGGUUGCCGACCUGCUGCGUGCCAGUCGAGUGAAGUUGCUGCUUGCGACUCGCGCUUGUCGUCGAGCAGUGAUGAUCGGGAUGCCGCUGGAUCGUACCCACAUGCAGAGUAUUGUUGCUCGUUUGGCGACGCUGGAGCAGCCGUGGAACUGCCCACACGGACGACCGACAAUGCGUCAUUUAGUACGGGUCUCCGAAAUCGGGUUCCGCAGGGCGGUCACCUGA